UGAUACUGGCUGCGGGGCGGAGGGUGUUGAGGUCCCGCGACUCACUGACGCCAGGUCGCAUCACGCCUCUGCGAGGAGCUCAUGAGAGGGAACGGGAGAACCAACCCGCUCGCCGCUUCCAUACUCACUUAAGAUAAUCUGAGGAAUAUCCAUCAAAACCCAGCAGUGAUUCCCUCCUGAAGCUGGACCUUUCCGUGCCGCGCCAUCCUUUUUCGGGCCCAGCGGAGAAGGCGUGUGCGAGGGCCGCCCCGUCCAUCAUGAACGUCACCUCGCUCUUCUCCUUCACCAGCCCGGCCGUCAAGCGCCUGCUGGGCUGGAAGCAGGGCGACGAGGAGGAGAAGUGGGCCGAGAAGGCGGUGGACGCAUUGGUGAAGAAGCUGAAGAAGAAGAAGGGCGCCAUGGAGGAGCUGGAGCGCGCCCUCAGCUGCCCCGGCCAGCCCAGCAGCUGCGUCACCAUCCCCCGCUCGCUGGACGGUCGGCUGCAGGUGUCCCAUAGGAAAGGACUGCCUCACGUCAUCUAUUGUCGCGUGUGGCGUUGGCCCGACCUGCAGUCGCACCACGAGCUCAAGGCUCUGGAGUGCUGCGAGUAUCCCUUCGGCUCCAAGCAGAAGGACGUCUGUAUCAAUCCUUACCACUACAAACGCGUGGACAGUCCAGUGCUGCCCCCUGUGUUGGUACCACGCAACAGCGAGUUCAACGCCAAGCACACCAUGCUGCCUCGCUUCCGCAACCCGCUGCAGCAGAACGAGCCCCACAUGCCCCAGAACGCCACCUUUCCCGAGUCCUUCGCUCAGACAAACCCUGUUUCCUUCCCCCAUUCGCCCGGAAACAGCUUCCCCAGCUCGCCAGGGGGAGGCAGCAACGCCACCUUCCCGCAUUCGCCGUCCAGCUCCGAUCCCGGCAGCCCCUUCCAAAUGCCGGAGACGCCCCCUCCUGCCUACAUGCCCCCAGAGGAGCCGAUGACUCAAGACUGCCCCCUGCCAAUGGACACCAACCUCAUGGCGCCACCUUUGCCGAUUGAGAGUAACAAUCGACCAGCAGCAGAUGUGCAGCCCGUGGCCUACGAGGAGCCCAAGCACUGGUGCUCCAUCGUCUACUACGAGCUCAACAACCGCGUCGGCGAAGCCUUCCAGGCGUCGUCCACCAGCGUGCUCGUUGACGGCUUCACCGAUCCGUCCAACAACCGCAACCGCUUCUGCCUGGGCCUGCUGUCCAACGUCAACCGCAACUCCACCAUUGAGAACACCCGGCGGCACAUCGGCAAAGGCGUCCACUUGUACUACGUCGGCGGCGAGGUGUACGCCGAGUGCCUGAGCGACAGCAGCAUCUUCGUGCAGAGUCGCAACUGCAACUACCACCACGGCUUCCACCCCACCACCGUUUGCAAGAUCCCCAGCGGCUGCAGCCUGAAGAUCUUCAAUAACCAGGAGUUCGCCGAGCUGCUGGCCCAGUCCGUCAACCACGGCUUCGAGGCCGUCUACGAGCUCACCAAGAUGUGCACCAUCCGCAUGAGCUUCGUCAAGGGAUGGGGAGCCGAGUACCACCGUCAGGAUGUGACUAGCACCCCCUGCUGGAUUGAAAUCCACCUCCACGGUCCCCUGCAGUGGUUGGACAAGGUUCUCACGCAGAUGGGUUCCCCACACAACCCCAUAUCGUCCGUGUCCUAGACCUCCCUCAGCCUUUUUUUUGGCCUUAGUAGCAAGAUGAGCAGAUCCCAGACCAGUCGAUACCUUAUUGCGCGAGCGGCUGAUCUGCGAUCUGUCCUGUUCCGGGUGGCUCGUUUCCACGUGUUUUUCUACUUGAAGGACGUCUGAAUCGGGCACAGACUGGGAGACGAGCGAGCGAAAAGAGCAUGAUGCAACUGGAAGAAACUUGACCUUCGUGACCAACGCUAAUAAUCCCGCCGUUUCGCUCUUUUCUCAGAGAGCGCAGGCAACCUUCCCGAACUCGUCUCCCCCAGUUUCCGUCGGUCGCAUGCCUUACGCCGUCCACGUAUUGUCCAAGACAUCCAUGUUUUCAACUUGUUACCAUCAAGCGGUCGCGUUCAGAUCGGUUUUAUGUUGUCGGCAUUGAUGUAAAGCUAAGCUAAGCUAGCGAGGUUUUCAUUUCUGUUAGUAACGCUUACUAAAAUGGAUUUUUUUCAGAUUUAUACACCACAGAAAGAGAUGUUUCCAGUCACAUGAUCACUUCUUAGACAACAGGCUUUGGGUGGCCAUUUUACUUCUGUACAAUCUUGCUGGAUUUUUCCAAAAGCAACCUUAAAUUGCAGUUAUACUCUGAAUUUUUUUUAAAAAUUUUGCUUUUAUUUCACGAAAAACAGUCAUGGAAACACAGCUAUUGUUAGCUUUUGCUGUGUAAGUUAGCCAAUUGCAGCAAUGCAACAAUUAACUAAUUUCAAGCAUUGCACCUAAAGAGAAAUUUAAGUGUUGAAUGUGUGGAUGUUAUUGCAUUAAAUCGAAUAAAUGUUGCUCAUAAUGUGUUUUAGCUUGCGUGGAUAAACUUUGGUUCAAAUAGUGUUUCAGGUAUUCACAUUUUAGAUUUUGGUGCUGUGUGGUCCGAUUGGCGACGCGUAGUUUGGUUAGCGUCGAAUUUACAUGGCAUGUAUUAAGCGUAAGUACAGACACAUCAUGGAUUGAUGUUUUAAAUGACUGUUACAUGAAAAAUUGUGCCCAACCAGUUCAUUUUUUAAAAAAUAUACUCUUUUCUUACUUGCUUUGAUACUGUUAUACUCCUUACAUUCUUUUUAUAUUUUUUGUCCGCACUUUCACAAGUUUUUUUGGUUUUGUUUUUACUUUUUUCUCAACUCCCAGAAAGCAGUUUUAUUCCAUGAAUAUCAAGACUCUACUGGAGGAUACAAAUAAAUGUGUUUCAGUAUUUUGUAGUCUUGUCUUUAUUUAUGUGUCCGUGUUUUUAAUUUUAGAACUGGGGACACGCCAAAAA
This is a messenger RNA of Corythoichthys intestinalis (scribbled pipefish), 2940 nucleotides long. RefSeq names its product SMAD family member 1 (gene smad1). The transcript has 6 exons. Gene Ontology annotation, cellular component: heteromeric SMAD protein complex. Gene Ontology annotation, biological process: SMAD protein signal transduction; BMP signaling pathway; anatomical structure morphogenesis. The record is from RefSeq and is a predicted model, not a curated record. NCBI's taxonomy places the organism in Eukaryota, Metazoa, Chordata, Actinopteri, Syngnathiformes, Syngnathidae. Gene Ontology annotation, molecular function: I-SMAD binding; RNA polymerase II cis-regulatory region sequence-specific DNA binding; DNA-binding transcription factor activity, RNA polymerase II-specific. Bases 258 to 1667 code for a protein of 469 amino acids.